ACAGUUGAUGUUGAUUAUUUUCCUUAGUGUUUGUUGUUUGUAUGUUUUUAAUUGUUGGCGAUUUAAUUUUGGUUAAUUAUGUCACUUUAUGGUAUUCAGGCUAUUGUUUUAGCCGCUGGUCGAGGGUCAAGGAUCCCUGAACUGGUCUCAUCUCAACCAAAAUGUCUUCUACCUGUUGGUAAUCGUCCAAUGAUUUACUAUCCACUUUACUCAUUAGAAUUGGUUAAAUUUACUGAGGUUACUGUUGUGGUUAAUGAAGGACAAGAGGAAGCUGUGAAUGAGGCGAUUCAUAAUCAAUUUUCAAUGAGAAUUCAUUUAUUUACAUUACCCAAUAAAGAUGAAGAUUAUGGAACCGCUGAUACAUUAAGAUUUAUGCAUGAACAUAACAAAAUUUUGAGCGAUUUUAUCGUCAUCAGUUGUGAUAUUAUGACCAAUUAUCCUCUAUACAAAUUGAUUAAUUUAUAUCGUGUACAUGACGCUGCGAUUACUGUUCUACUCUCAUCUACAAAUAUUAUCGCUGAAGGUUCAACCCCUGGAAAGAAAGGAAAACCCGAAUUAGAAAAAGAUCUUAUCGGUAUAGAUUAUCUUAAUGAUGAUCGAUUAGUUUUCUUCAAUUCUGAACUUGAAUUCGAAGACGAUGUUCCAUUCAGCAGUUCCAUGUUGAAAAGAUGCCCACAGUUCACUAUGCACAAUAGUUUCCUCGAUACUCAUGUUUAUGUUAUGAAAAAAUGGGUCCUUGGAUAUAUCAAAGAGAAAAGGCAAAUACGAUCAAUUAAAGCAGAUCUCAUCCCAAGAUUGGUUUGUAAACAAUUUAAAAGUUAUGUCAAUAUUGUUUCCAAUAAAACAAAUGAUGAUCUUGAUGCUGAUAAAGGAGAUAAAGUUGACCUGUUAGAUUAUGUUGAAACCGAUGAAGUAUAUAAAGCAAUUGAAGCUUUAGACGAUUUUAAUCUUGACCAUGAGACAAUUAAACCGACAACUCGAGAGAAGAAAAAAAUUUACCCUGAUAGUGCGGUUAAAUGUUACGCUCUUAUCCAAAAGGAAGGAAUCAGCCUUCGAGCCAAUACUGUGACCGGUUAUUUUGAGGCCAAUAAACGGAUUCGAGCUCUUUUUCCUAAUCUACCCAAGAAAGAGAAAGGUUCAGUCCCGACAACACCGACAACCCCAACUCCUGGACCAGCGAUUAAAACUCAAAUCGGUGCUGAUUGUCUUGUAUCUACUUCGAGUAGAAUUGGAGAUAAAACCUCAGUUAAACGUUCAUGUAUUGGUGAUCAUUGUAUUAUCGGGGAAAAGGCCAAAAUUGCUAAUUGUGUUCUCAUGAAUCAUGUUACAAUUGAAGAUAAUUGUAACAUACAGGGUAGCAUAAUUUGUAAUAACGCUGUCAUUUGCUCAUCUGCUGAAAUCAAGGAUUGUAUUGUUGUCGCAAGUCAUAAAAUAGUCACUUACGGUAAAUUUUCCAAUGAAGUGAUACCAUCAACUUUUGUCGAUGCCACUGAUGAUUUAUAAACGAUAAUUUAAUUACUAUUAUUUGAUUAAGAUGAAAAUUUUCCAUAAAGUUUAAAUUGUCUUGUAGUCGUAAUCAAUUUGUGAAUUUGAUACAAUCUACAAAAGUUAACAACCAAAUUAGAAAAGGACAAUGAAAAAAGAAAACAAUCAAAUAAUCAACAUAAAUAUAACCCUAAUUAAUUUAAUCACAUCAUUAAAUCAAUGAUCAUCAGUUUCAUGAUUUGCAUCAUUAAUUAAAUGGGUAAAUUAUCCUACUCGAACUUUUUAAUUGCUGAUAAACUUGAUUGAUUUCAUGAUAA
Molecule: messenger RNA, 1802 nt
Organism: Panonychus citri (citrus red mite)
Lineage: Eukaryota; Metazoa; Arthropoda; Arachnida; Trombidiformes; Tetranychidae
Gene: eIF2Bgamma
Product: translation initiation factor eIF-2B subunit gamma-like
Exons: 7
Coding region: 79-1503 (474 amino acids)
Biological process (GO): cytoplasmic translational initiation; biosynthetic process
Cellular component (GO): guanyl-nucleotide exchange factor complex; eukaryotic translation initiation factor 2B complex
Molecular function (GO): translation initiation factor activity; guanyl-nucleotide exchange factor activity
Source: RefSeq, a predicted model, not a curated record